AUGGAUUUUGACUACUUUGAUUUCUGGGCAAUUUUUGAAAACACUCUGUUCUUGAAAAUUUUGCAGAAUGUCUACAAAUUCAAGCUACCUUCAGCUCUGAUACCACUGUUGGUAUACUGGAGAAAGUCAAAGUUGCCUCAUGCUACCAUUUUCAAGCCCCAACAGCCUUAUAGACGCUGUGUUGCAGAUACAUUUAAGGACUUCCCUGCACAAGCCUUAGAGCUUAUGGAGACCCUACUUUCCAUAGAUCCUGCUGAUCGUGGUUCUGCAGCUUCUGCUCUACAUAGUGAGGCUCAUGUGCUUCUGCAUAUCAUUUACUCAUCAAAUCAGAAUCAGCCUCCUUAUAGGAAGCAUCGAGAAACUGAUCAUUCAGUGUUUAUGCGUUCUAUUACCGAUCUUCAAUCUCAUAUUACUGAAUCUUGUAAGAUGGUCUCAGCUUUAUAUGGGCCUUUCAAGAGCAAAGCUACAGAACAGCUGGGAGCCCCGUUCAUACCUGGAAGUAGACUCCACAAGUCAUUACAGGCAAAGAAGAAAAUGUUUCAGGCAAAGAGGGAAUAUGAUGGAGUUUUUUUUAUUUGUUCUUGUUCUUUUACUUUUCCCUCCCUCUAAUUCUUUUUAUCUUGUUUAAUUGGAUUAUAGCGUACUGUAUGGUUCCAAAUGUAUCAUCUGUUGCAUAUAGUUUAGGCUCAUCUUUGGAUAUAGUUGGAAGACAAGUGGUAUUUUUAAUAUUAUAAGCCAUAUUAGUUUGCUUUCUAUUCCUUUUUAAUUUUUUUUGGGCAAAUUACACUUCUUGACCAUUUUGAUUUUAAUUGAUGUAUUUAAAGUCUGAAUUGUUUUUAUUC
Messenger RNA from Camellia sinensis, 842 nucleotides. The record is from RefSeq and is a predicted model, not a curated record. Lineage: Eukaryota; Viridiplantae; Streptophyta; Magnoliopsida; Ericales; Theaceae.